AUGAUGGGCAGUUCACUCCUAGAACCUAUUCCACCGCUUCCAGAAAGAGAAGGCAAACUUUUAUGUGAAGAUUUACAACAAGCUUUGUCAAGUAUGACAGCCAAUGUUACACCUAGUGAAUCUACAGAACUUGAUCAGAAAAACUCCACCAAUCAAUUGACCAAUGCAGAUUCUGUUGAUGUGGCUACUCGAGUUGCAAUGGUACGAUUUUUCAAUUCCCUAAAUAUAUUAGGCAAUAUUACUGAACAUACUAGAACUAUUCGUUUAUUUCCUAGACCAGUGGUUGCAUUUCAAAAAUUCUCUUUCUUAAAAUCACGUCAAAUACUUACACCAUUUACAAGGAAAUUAGUUGAAACACAAGCAGUUGAAUUUUUCGCUGAAUGGUGCUUAUAUCCUGAAAAUGAAGUAUUUCAACGAAUUCAUGCUGGUAUACAUGAUCCUGAACAAAUUGGUGAUAAAGGUAUAUGGUAUCAAGAAAAUUUAGCUCAAAUAAAUUUUGAGAUUUGGUCUUCACAACAAACUGAUGAUCGUUAUGUGGCGUUAAAUCUUAUUCAUUCAGAUGAUAGCGAAAAUUACGAAACAAUACGUGAGAAUUUUUCCAAACUUACUACUACUUCUACUACUAAUGAUUUUACUAGUAAUAUCAUACAUGAUUUGAAUAGUUUAUACAAUCCACCAAGAAAUAUGGAUGAUUUAUUAAAAAAUGCUAUCCAAUCACAACAUUACAUACGUAAAAAUAAACCGAAACGACGACCUGACCAACAACAACAACAACAACACCAACACCAAUUACAUCCAACGGAUUCAUUCGAUCUUCCUCAUGCUCAAUUACAAAACUCUAAUUCUAUUGAAUUGAAUGAAAUGGAAUCAAAUGAUAGAAAGAAAUUAUCUGGUCGUAUGUUGACCAUACCGUCAAUGGCUGAGUCUAGCAGUGAUUCAUCUGAUGAUCAAGAUGAUUCAGAUAUUUGGGAUUUAAAAAGCUCUGUGAAUCAAUCUGAUAUGAAAGAGGACAAUAUCACCGAUGAACCAGUGUUAAAGAACACUUCAAAUGCUUCUAUUCUACGCAAAUCUUCUUUACGUAAAAAAUCACCCACCACCGCCAACAGUCAACAACCUAAUGAAACCAAUGAAAUUCUUCAUAAAAGAUCGGUGCAUUAUAAUGAAGAACAAUUAGUACAAAUAUUAGAUAAAGAUGAUACAAGCAAUGGGAAUAAUAAUGUUGUUGUCGAAGACAAGGAAGAUACACAAAAUGCAGAAGAAGUUGUGGAUGACGGUAACGGUGACGGGGACAGGGACGAUGAUGAUGAUGAUGAUGAUGAGAUGGAACAAACAUCUGUUGGAAAAUAUCUGCUUAAUAAUUUAAGUGAUAAUCUAUCUGAUGCUGCUAGUCAUGCUAGUAUAACUUUAUCAGGAUUAUUAAAUAAACCCAAGACAAUUGUACGUAAAUCUGGCAGUUUAGUAAAGAGAAUGGCUACAGAAAUUGCAAGCAGUACAAAGUCCACUGAUGCAACCGGUAGUAACACAACAAAUACUAUCAAUAAACACAUAGAUGCCAACAAUGCUAAGCCCGAUGGCGAUCUUCUUCAUACUUCAUCAACAUUUGUUUUGAAUUUCCCGAAAAAACAAUUUUUUCACUUUGGUGCCAAUAAAUCAAAACAACAUGAAGAAUCAACAGGAUUAUUGAAUAAAAAUAAAAAUAAUCAGAUCAAUUCCAACAAACUAGUUGAUUUAAAUAUUGUUAAUCCUGAAAAGAGUCAUGCAGAUCAAGAAUUUCUUCGUCAAGUAGUUCAAUAUGUACAAGAAGGACAGGCAAAUAUUCAAAUGAAAUUCUCUAUUAAUCGUCUUAAAGAAUUAUUAACCGAUGAAAAUUAUCGUAACUAUUUAUUAUCAAAAUUAAAUCGUAGCCUAUCUCAAUUAUUUGAUGAUCCAGAUGAAUCUAUUCCUGAUGUUUCUAUCCUAAAUAUAGAUGAAUAUAAAUCACAUAUUUGGCUGUUACAAUGUGUCAUACGUGGUCUUGAACAAACAUGUACAAAUCAUGGAAUCGGUGGUUUGGCUAGUGCUAUGAUGUUAUUAGAAUUAUGUCAUACGCAUUACAUGAAUAGCACAAGCAGUACUACAGUUUCACCCGGUAAACUAUAUGAAUCUCAGAAUUCAAGAAAAAAGAAUUUACAAGAUGAAGAGAAUUUAGUCACAGCAUUUACUGGAUGGUUACGUACAACUACAAAAGAUUUAAAGAAAGUAACUAAACCUAACAUUGUAACAGGUUUAUUCAAUAGACCGAAUCCAAUGGAAAAUUUAAAUAACAAUAAUAGUCAGUCAUUAGAUUUAUCUACUAAAAAGACUGAUUUACAUCAAACAAAUGAUAACUCCAUUAGUUCAAUUAUAGAAGAACAGAAUAAUUCGAAUUUCAUGAAUAAAGAUACUACUGUCCGAAAGAAAUCUCAAAAUGCUAGUUCUUAUCGUUUUAUUCAUGGUAAUUUGAUUGAUGUAUCAGCUCAACAUCAAUCAACAACGACUAUUCAUAUUGAUAAUCAUAAUAGUAACAAUAGUGGUGACCAUAGGGAAAUUAAUAUUUCCAAUCAGUUUUCAAAUCGUAUUUAUUUAUAUGAAAAUUUAAUUGAUGGCGAUGAACGUUCACGUUUAUGGGAUCAUAUGCAAUUUUGGGAGGAUACAUUUUUUGAUACAGUUGCUCAAGAAAGAGAUAUUUUAGGUAAGUUAGUUUCAAUAAACCAUGAUAAUGAUAAUAUCAUUUACAAUCUGUAUUUUUAUUGA
Messenger RNA from Schistosoma turkestanicum, 2772 nucleotides. The record is from the annotation of a GenBank genome assembly. NCBI's taxonomy places the organism in Eukaryota, Metazoa, Platyhelminthes, Trematoda, Strigeidida, Schistosomatidae.